This is a messenger RNA of Plasmopara halstedii, 2829 nucleotides long. RefSeq lists its product as hypothetical. Lineage: Eukaryota; Oomycota; Peronosporomycetes; Peronosporales; Peronosporaceae. The transcript has a single exon. The record is from RefSeq and is a predicted model, not a curated record. The coding region runs from base 1 to 2829 and encodes 942 amino acids. Gene Ontology annotation, molecular function: hydrolase activity, acting on acid anhydrides, in phosphorus-containing anhydrides; DNA helicase activity; DNA binding. Gene Ontology annotation, cellular component: nucleus. Gene Ontology annotation, biological process: nucleotide-excision repair; double-strand break repair involved in meiotic recombination.
AUGACGCCAACGGAGAACCAAUACGUGAUCAUGGGCUACAACGUUGAGUUUCCACCUGGAAAGCGUCCAUUUCCAGCACAAUUUGCAGUAAUGAGCAAAGUGCUUACGGCGCUUAAGACGGAGCAACAUGCACUGCUUGAGUCGCCAACAGGGUCGGGCAAGACACUGGCAUUAUUGUGUUCAUCCUUAACAUUUCAAAGGCAAAUUGUCAAGGACAAAAUGGCGGAGCAAUUGCAAAAGUUGCAAGAUCCAGAAUAUCUUCAAAAAAUAAUCACAAAAGAAACUCAAAAGGCACAAUUAAAAGCCAUUGAAACGCAAGUGGAAAUUCUCAUGGCUCAGGAACAAGUGGCAAUGGCGCAACAAGUAAGGCAACAACCUCAAUUAAUAAUUCAAUCAGACGAUUUGACUCAAGCGACUCAAGAACAAACACUUCACGAUAUCACUCAAGAUGAUGUACCACCUACCCAACGUAGUAAUUGGAUACACACGCGAGAUCCCGACGACACAAAUCAAAGUCACCACAAACGUUUGUUGCCAGCAUCAUUUGCAUCACUUGCAAGUGAAAAUGCAACUGAAAAUGUGACAAAGUUGCGGGUUGCCACUCCACGUAUUUUCUUUUGCUCGCGCACCCAUUCGCAAUUGACACAAGUUGUGAAGGAAUUGAAAACCUGUCCAAUGUCAUACCUAGUGUCACCAGAUGACACAAGCAAUAAAUUUCAAACGUGUGUACUUGGUUCAAAGCGUAAUCUAUGUGUUAAUCGCAAGUAUAAUCGUGAUCCUUUUCAAGUCGAUGAACAAUGUCGUGUGGCUCUGGAUCAUUCGUCGUGUUCGUAUUUUCGUAAACGUAAACAAACGAACGAUUUAAAACGAGUUGCACCAUUUGUAUGGGACAUUGAAGAAAUUGUGGCAUUGGCACAAAAACAUCGGGAAUGUGCAUAUUUUCAUUCACGAGAUGCACUGAUACAUGCAAAUAUUGUGUUUGCACCAUACAAUUAUUUAUUGGAUCCAACAAUUCGAAAUGCUAUGGGUAUUGUGAUCAAAGAUGCAAUUAUUGUAUUGGAUGAAGCUCAUAAUGUCGAAGAUACAUGUCGUUCAAGCGCUAGCGUCGAAGUGACGCAUGACGUUCUGCUUGCAUCUAUCAAAGCGUUUAUGAUGGUAAUUAAACAUGGAGAUCGACCAAAGUGGUACAAUAUAUUGCUGAAAGUCUUAAAUGGUAUCAAUCGAUGGUUAGAAAGAAUUGAUGGAAAUGCUGCAAAGAUUCUUCAAACGUCUAAUGAUCAUGGAAAAAAUCGAGUUUGGGAUGGUUCAGAAGCUCUUGCAAUGCUUGCAGAGUACGCAGGAAUAACAAGAGAAACAUUUGAUGAGAUUAAAGCAAGUGUCGAAGAAGUUCGAGAGUAUGAAAUGGAAUUAAGUUCAAAUGAAGAAUCCAAUAAGCCUCAAACACAAACAUCUCGAGAUGCUGCCGCAAAUCUAACAGGGGCAUCAAUUUUGUUGGGAGCGUUGGCAUUAACUACUAUCCAAAGCAUCAUAAAUGUCAUUGAGUACAUGUUUCGCGAUGAUCUCAAGUAUAUUGACGAUUUCAAACUUGUUGUCAUUCAAAGUUUCGAGACGACAAGUUUUCGAUCUCCAACAAAACGAAAUCAAAGCGAAACAAGCGAAUUGAAAUUUUGUAUCUGGUGUCUUAAUGCUGCUGUAGCAUUCUCUGAUUUGGCUUCAAAAGCCCGUAGUGUCAUUCUGACAUCUGGAACAUUAAGUCCCAUGGAUUCAUUUGCUGGGGAAUUAGGCACAGACUUUCCAAUUCGUCUUGAAGCAAGUCACGUUGUGAAUAUGCGUAAACAAGUGUUUAUUGGUGCGAUAAUGCGUGGACCAGGUAAUAUCGAUCUCAAGUCAACAUAUACGAAUCAGCAAGAUCCAAAGUAUCAAGAUUCGAUGGGUCAAUUGCUUUAUCAAUACUCGCAAUCAAUUCCAGGAGGAAUUCUCAUGUUUUUUCCAUCAUAUUCGCUGCUACAUAAACUCACGACACGUUGGAAAACGACAAAAUUAUGGAACGAGAUUGAAAAAGUGAAAACGAUUUAUAUUGAACCACGAAAUACUGGCAAAGACUUUGAGGUGUCAUUGGUUGAGUAUAGAGAUACGAUCACAAAGUGUAAGCUUUCUAGUGAAAUAGAUUCGAAAAAGACUGGAGCGAUCUUUCUCGCUGUUUAUCGUGGUAAAGUGAGCGAAGGCAUUGAUUUUUCCAAUGACAAUGCUCGAGCUGUUCUUUGCGUAGGGAUUCCAUACCCAAGUGUAAAAGAGCUUCAAGUGUGUUUAAAACGCAAAUAUCAAGAUGAAAAGAGUCGAUUGAAUCUUAAUCUUGUGAAUGGGAACAAAUGGUACGAUCUACAAGCAUUUCGAGCAUUGAAUCAAGCACUUGGACGUUGUAUUCGUCAUCGUGAGGAUUAUGGUGCAAUUAUAUUGUUGGAUUCAAGACAUCGAUUUAAUAAACAUAAUCAUUCUCUUUCCAAGUGGUUGCGACUGUAUAUUCAAGAAUACGAACACUCUGAAAUGUGUGUUCCAAUGUUUCACGAGUUUUUCCAGCGCAAUCGGAUUGAAUUGCCACUAAAAGAUUAUGAUCAGGUUGAAGAUUCGACUUUGUCUGACACGAAGUCCAAGCGUUCGCUUGUAUUAGAAUACGAAGAGAACAAGAAAGGAAAGAAAGAGCGGAAAAAAACACCAUCCUUUUCUUCAAGUCUCACAACAGUUAAGGAAUUUAUGGCUAAGCAACGACAAGAAUCAACAGAGGCUCAUGACGGAAUCUUUUCAAUUUUUCGACCACAAUCUUCGAAAUAA